CGCAUUAGAAGGCUUAGGUUUUUGCAGGCUCAGAAAUCCAGAGAGAGAAAGUGAGGGUAGAGGAGUGAGAAAAAGAAGAUGGGAGGUUGGGCAAUUGCUGUGCAUGGUGGCGCCGGUGUGGACCCUAAUCUCCCACUCGAGCGCCAGGAAGAGGCGAAACAACUUCUCACUCGCUGUCUCAAUCUUGGAAUCUCUGCUCUGCGUUCCAAUGUUCCCGCCAUUGAUGUUGUCGAACUUGUGGUGAGGGAGUUGGAAACGGAUCCGCUCUUCAAUUCGGGCCGUGGAUCUGCCCUGACGGAAAAAGGAACGGUAGAGAUGGAGGCUAGCAUCAUGGAUGGGCCGAAACGGCGCUGCGGCGCCGUUUCGGGUCUUACGACCGUCAAGAACCCGAUUUCGCUGGCUCGUUUAGUUAUGGACAAAUCCCCACAUUCAUACAUCGCCUUCUCUGGAGCUGAAGAAUUCGCCAGGCAACAGGGGGUGGAGGUUGUGGACAACGAAUACUUUGUCACACCUGACAAUGUGGGCAUGCUGAAGCUGGCAAAGGAAGCCAACACAAUCCUGUUUGAUUACCGAAUUCCGAACUCGGGGUACGAGACAUGUGGAUCCGGUGUGGAGAGUCCACUGCAGAUGAAUGGGCUCCCGAUAAGCGUGUACGCGCCGGAGACCGUUGGCUGCGUGGUGGUGGACCGGGAGGGGCGGUGUGCUGCGGCGACGUCAACCGGUGGACUGAUGAACAAAAUGACCGGUCGAAUCGGUGACUCGCCGCUGAUCGGCGCUGGGACCUACGCUUGCGAGUUGUGUGGGGUUUCGUGCACGGGUGAGGGCGAGGCCAUCAUACGUGGCACUCUGGCGCGUGAGGUGGCAGCGGUGAUGGAAUACAAAAACUUGAAGCUUCAUGAUGCCGUUGAUUUUGUGAUCAAACACCGUCUGGAUGAAGGAAAAGCUGGGCUCAUUGCAGUUUCCAACACUGGUGAAGUCGCUUGUGGGUUCAAUUGCAAUGGCAUGUUCAGGGCUUGUGCCACUGAAGAUGGUUUCAUGGAGGUUGCAAUUUGGGAAUAAUCUCAUAAACUCAUUGUUUCACCAUGGUUGUUUCGAUGCAACUAUUUUACUUCUACGAUAUCAAGUUAGAGUGUAAGGUCUCUUGGUGGUGCCGGAUUCAGCUGAUUAUGAUUAGUCUUUUUUCUAAAAAUUAGAAAAAAAAAAAUUGUUAAAUAAUAGUAGUAACUCCUUUGUCUUCUGCUGAAAUAAAAUAGAAAAAAAAAAAAAAUCCAUGGUAGACCUUAAAUACAGCCGUGCAGCUUUCCUCUUCAUAGUUACUAACUAUGACUAUAUUUUAUUUACAAUAGCUAUAUUAUGUAUAUAAAUUAUCUACGUGAAUGGAGUCCCUCACCAGAAGCACCUUC
This is a messenger RNA of Vigna radiata var. radiata (mung bean), 1403 nucleotides long. Its product is annotated as probable isoaspartyl peptidase/L-asparaginase 2. The transcript is spliced from 4 exons. The coding region runs from base 79 to 1059 and encodes 326 amino acids. Gene Ontology annotation, molecular function: hydrolase activity. NCBI's taxonomy places the organism in Eukaryota, Viridiplantae, Streptophyta, Magnoliopsida, Fabales, Fabaceae. The record is from RefSeq and is a predicted model, not a curated record.